AGGGAGGAAAUAUUUGUCAUAAAAUCCAAUCAUUUUCAUACCACAAAGCAAGGCCCCAUUUCUAUACUCAAACUUGUGCACAUUUAGAAACCUUACAUUCUCAAAAUGAAGAUUACAUCCCCUUUUCUAUUACUAAUGUUCCUCCUCCUCCUCCUCCUCCCAUCAUUCCAAAAUGCAGUUUAUGCAACUAAAUCAGACAAUUUUAAGGUUCGGGGAGCACGACAUAACUCAAAGCUAGGCAGCAAACACAGCUCCACUCCUCAGCAGGAAGAGAAGAAGGUUUAUAAACGGCCAUCUGGACCAAACCCAGUGGGGAACUUUCGUCCGCCUUCAAGGAGAUGAAUAGAUGGUGCAGUUCCUCUAUGAAACAAGUAGAAACGGAAGAUGACUAUUGAAGUUUUAGAUCUAUGGUGAGUUAGAAGAAUGGAGGGCAUUCUGUCUGUAUAAAAAUGAUGAAUUUCUAUGGAGCCAUUGUAUUUCCUUGAGUCUGUAAAAUAUGGAUAAAAUACCAUUGUUCGGUUGAGUUGUUGCCUCUACUGUGUAAUAGCAUCUAGGCAGUUUCUCAUGGUUCUAAUCAAUAACACAAGGUAUCUAUCUGUCUAUAGGAACUUUCUAGAAAGUUCUAGAUGAGAUGGUUAUGGUAUUUACCUACGGCAAUUUCUAAUAAACUUGAG
This is a messenger RNA of Cynara cardunculus var. scolymus (artichoke), 674 nucleotides long. Its product is annotated as CLAVATA3/ESR (CLE)-related protein 46. Bases 106 to 342 code for a protein of 78 amino acids. Lineage: Eukaryota; Viridiplantae; Streptophyta; Magnoliopsida; Asterales; Asteraceae. The transcript has 3 exons. The record is from RefSeq and is a predicted model, not a curated record.